Molecule: messenger RNA, 1766 nt
Organism: Physcomitrium patens
Lineage: Eukaryota; Viridiplantae; Streptophyta; Bryopsida; Funariales; Funariaceae
Biological process (GO): protein phosphorylation
Molecular function (GO): ATP binding; protein kinase activity
Source: RefSeq, a predicted model, not a curated record
CAUCAUAUCGCUUAUAUCCUGGGGAAGUGGUAUCUUUUAUGCAGAAGAAGGAGCCGCAUUCUAACCUUCACUUUAAGUCGGAAUUCAUAAUCCUCAGCAAGAGUAAAGGGGGAAAUGACGGAAUAGGAUCAAGUGAGGGUGCGAGUUCAAGUGCCAUGGUUGACGUUUAUUCCGGAAGCCCUAGAGCAGAUUUCGUAAUCACUUUAAGGGAGAAGAAUGCUUUGGUCUUCGAGGUCAAGAAUGAAGGUCUGGGAAGUGACGGAGAUGACCCCUGGUUUCUCCACCGAGUUUGGACAGACUGCUCUUGCACAUCAGGAGAGGGCAGGUGCGGGUUCGCCGUUUUUGGCAUCACACCAUCUCAUGGUGAAAGUAUCAUCCGUUGUAUUAGUCAGUUGUAUGAGUACAUGGUUUUGUGUAAGGUGGGUUAUGGUGUUCUAACCGAUGCAAGAAAUUGGUAUCUCUUCAAACGGGAUAAUGCCGGCUGCCUCAAAAUAUCAGCUGGUAUUAAGGCGAGUGCUGAGCCCCCGCGAGUGCUCGCUGAGUUGUCAUAUUUGGUGCACGCUGCUGCAGAGGAUAACUCUGAGUUUGGUGAUCCAACGGGGAAUGGCCAAUUUCCCUUAGUUCAUGAAGGUGCCCCCUCUGAACAUUCCGAUGAAAGCAGUGAUGACGACAUCAAUGAUCGAACCUAUACAGCACGUGUGAGCCAAAAUAUCUCUUCCUCUGAAAAACGAAGGUCUGAAAGACGUCACUCAGGUGGGGCGCAGCUGGCUUUGGAAGAUGUCUCCGCGGAGGACCUGAACCUGAAAAAGGCGGGCGGUGUCAUAAGUAGUGAGGGGUGGAGUGGAUGCGUUGUUAAUGGCCGUUUGCAUGGCCAACCUGUUGCAUUGAAGUUUGCCCACUUAGGCACGGAACGUGCGGAGGCUCUCCUGAAGGAGGUGGCUGCCUAUAGGAAGAUGGAGAAGCUUUGGGGGAUUUUUGUUCCUCGAUUAAUAGGAUAUGGAACCACAAAUAACGGUCGGGUUGUAUUUAUCGCGACUGAAUUGAUUGACGGUGUUGAGCUUGGAGAAGUGGCAGUGACCCGGGAGGUGGAGACUGCAGCGAUUCAAGCGCUUGCUGCAGUUCAUGCAUGUGGGUUGCUUCAUGGAGAUGUUUCCUUAAGUAACAUUAUGGUUGUGUGGGGAAAGAACCCUACUGUCCGCAUCUUGGAUUUUGGCUUCUCGUGUAUUACCAGCAACAAGAAGUUACAGAAGGCAGAGCGCGUGCGCUUAAAGCGUUUUUUUUCACACAUAGUGGAGUAGUUGGGGAAGAAGCAAAUGAAGCAAGAUAUCCUUGUAUUCUGCCUUGUGAAAUGCAAGGCAAGCCCUUGUCCAAGGAACUUUCACUUAUCUUGUAAUAGCUAGAAGUACCGUGUUAAUAGCAUCAGAGCAGGGUCAACUCUCCAUUUGGAGAGUGCUAUCGUGCGCUUGAUGCUUUACGGUGUGUCUAGAAACAGAGGGAUCGUGAAUUAUGCAUUUGCAUCCAUGCUCGACUAGGUCCAAUUUGAACCAGGUUUUAGAUUCUGACUGGUUAUGUGUAUCUGUAAAAGUUAAAGAAGGGUUAUAUGUAUCUGUAAAAGUUAAAGAAGGGUUAUAUGUAUCUGUAGAAAUUGAUGCCAGCAGGCAGGUAGGCUUGCACUAUUUUUUGGGCUCAAAGACAUACAUCGAUAAAACAUCAUGUGCAGAGGGGACGUUGUAUGUACUUUUAAAUAACAGAUUGGAUUGUGACUA